GCUCCAGCGCUGAAAUUCAAAAUUUGAACGGUUGUUUUUGUGCAGGGAGUAAGAAGGGGAAGGGAAGAGAAGCCGUUCAGACCCACGUCCUGUUUGUGUACACGGAGUGCGCACAGCGUUUUAACAGUGUUGUUGAAAUAUUCGAUAGGGAUAAACUGUCCGAAAUGGAUCCAUUUACUGAGAAACUGUUGGAGCGGACUCGGGCUCGCAGAGAAAAUCUGCAGAAGAAAAUGGCAGAGAGACCAAAUGCAGCAAACAGACAGAUGGUCAAACGGCCCAGAGAGCCGCUGGCUGACACCAAUAGUGUGAUCAUUGAGCCGGUCAUUGAUAAAGUUCCACAGGUGUCGUCCAACCCUUCUCCCUCCAAGCGCAGGUGCUCAGAGGAAAAUCUCUCGCCUGCAGCCGGUGAGGAAAACCAGAAGCCCAUGACGACACGGGCCGUGACUCCGAUGCUCUCGGAUCCUCCCACAGACAAGAAACCCCCGGUGGGGCCUGCCAGCAUUCGUCCUGCCUCCUCCCUGGACAAGACUGCUACCCGGCCUGCUGUCCAGCCUCAGCCAGGGCAGCUGAAAACCCCAGAGCCAGAGAAAAUGACUGUCACCCCAGCUCCUCACCCUCCAAGCAGCAGAGAAGUAGAGAUGGUGCCUGCCAGUUCAGCCUUGCAAAGCAACAAGAAGGACCUGGUGGAAGUCACAGCUCCACCUGCUGCUGGCAUGAAGUCUCGUCUGCAGAGGCUCGCACAGCAGAGAAAGUACUGGGAUGGUGACGACUCCUCUGAUGCGGUUCCAGACUGCACUCCCCUGUCCCCGUUGAAGAAACAAGCUGAGGUCGCAGCAGCUGCCGUCCCCACCGUGUCCUCGGACACUCCGGUUGGGAGGAGAGGCAGACUCGCCAACCUCGCUGCCACCAUCGGAACCUGGGAAGACGACCUGAGCCAUGCUACCAUUCCCAAAGAGACUGCAAAAGAGAAGCCUGUUCAUAAGUUAGCAGUCAGAGGCGCUGCGCUGCCUUCCAGCACUAAACCAGGUGCUGCAGGCCACGUGGUGGCCAGUUCAACGGCAAGCAGCAAGUCUACACCCAGCUCUCAGCAGAUUCUGAAUUUACCAGCAAAGCCAAGCCGAGUGGUUCUCCCAAGCCCUCAGGAGGCUGACAUUCCUGCAGCCAGGCCAGCACUCAAGUCAGGAAUCAGUCCUCAGAAGAGUGCCCAUCAAGGGGUGACCUUCCCCUCUAGUCCCCAAAAGAGUGCCCCCCAGGUAAAGGCCUUCCCAUCUAGUCCCCAGAAGAGUGCCCUCCAGGGAAAAGCCUUCCCAUCUAGUCCCCAGAAGAGUGCCCUCCAGGGAAAAGCCUUCCCAUCUAGUCCCCAGAAGGCUGGUCCCUCCUCUUCAACAUCAGUGCCUCAAAGUCCCGUGAGGAAUCAGGCCCUCUCUAGGGGUCUCACCUCCAGCCCCCAGAAGCCAGAACUCCGUGCCAAGCCCACAACUACUGGAUCCUCUGUCCCUCAGGAAAUGGCCACUGCUGCAACACCUGGUGUAAAAUCUUUUCUGGAGCGUUUUGGUGAGAGGUGCCAGGAGCGCACCAACCAGUGCUCCCCAGCUGGGGGUGCUGCCCAGCCCAAGACUCCCACUGUAACAUCAGUCACACCAAACACCAGACUGGUACAGGAGAGACUCAAAGCUGCCCGGGCUGCAAACACAACCACUGCUGAUCUCACCCAAAGACAGAAGAUGGAGCGAGAGUCUGAGCUGGCUCAGAUUCGUAGCCGGUUUCAGAAGAACAACAAUAUGUGGGAAAACAAAGAUGAAGCAGCAGAAACCAAUAAAUAUACAGACAUCAAGGAACAGGUUGCCAAGCCUGUGGAGGCUGAAGGUCCCCGACGUGCGCCACAGGAUGAACCCACAGCCCCUUCUGCUGAGAGUAUGGCUACACCCACAAAGUGCACUCCUCUAGAUCCUGUGUUGAUGCUCUCGCCUCCCACCUCAACAUCCAGUCCUCUGAGGGUGGUCGGUCCUGCUGUAGAGAAAACAACUGAUAAAACUUCAGAAGAAGAAGAGGAGGAGGUCAAGGAGAUAGAGAUGAAUGUGGACCAGUCCAUCAACUCUGCUGUUAUCAACGACCUGUUUGAUAGAGCCCUGGACCAGAGUGAUGAUGAUGACGAGGAGGAGGAAGAUGCUUUGAAUAUCUCCUCCAUGUCUCUCCUCACUCCACUAGCAGAGACUGUGGCUGCUGUGGUGAAGAGUCCAGAGAGACGAAUGAUGACGUCAACUCCAGCCAGCUCAUUCAAUGUAAAGAGCAACCCUUCAGGCAACGUUUCCAAACCCAGCAAGUUCCAGAGAACCAACAUGACGCGGACCGCCUCCUCCGAGGCCUUGGACGAGGACCACAAACUGCCGUAUAGCAUUGAUGCAUACAGGUCCACCAGGGUGAAAGAGACCGAGAGGCCCGCCGUGAAACAGGUGAUUGUGAGAAAAGAGGACGUUUCUCACAGAGCAGAGGAACCAAGAGGAUCCGGUCUCUCCAGCAUCAAACAGAGGAUGAAGAUUCUGACAAAUGACAUGAACCUGCAACAGACAGUCAUUCAUCAGGCCAGCCAGGCGCUGAACUGCUGCACAGAUGAAGAGCACGGCAGAGGAUCUCAGGUGGAGGCUGAAGCCGAGAGGCUGCUGCUGAUAGCAACGGAAAAGAGGGAAGCUUUGAAGGCAGAGCUGGACCUUCUGAAAGGGGACCCAAAGGGCCAGAAAAAGGCCUCUGCAGCCCCAGAACCUUCUAGCAUGUCUCCCUCAAAGGGCUCCAUCACCCUGCAGGAGCUGCGCCUGCCUCUCAAGGCAGACUUUGUCUGCUCCGUUGCCAACAAGCCAGAGUCCACCAAACACUCGUUCUUCAUAAUGAUUCGUGCUGGAGCGGAGAACACGGUGGCCACGCCUUUAGCCAGCACACACCACGGCCUCAGUGGGGACACCCUGGCGUUCCCUACCAAGUUCACCAUAUCUGAUGUCUCCAGUGACUUUGACAUUGAUAUUGAGGUGUAUUCCUUGGUGCAGAAGCGUGACGUCUGCAGCGACAAGAAGAAGAAACCCAACAAGUCCAAGGCGAUCACUCCAAAGAGAUUCCUCGCCAUCACUAAAAGUGCCCAAACACCAGUUGUGGCCAGUCCAGGAGGCCCCAAUGCUGUUCGCACCAGUCACUUCGUCCUGGUUGGAUCACACAAGCUCACCCUGUCCUCUAUUGGAAUUAACAAGUUUCCUUUGGAGAAGGUGCCAUUCUUGUGCCCUCUGGAGGGCCACGUCUACCUCAAGAUGCAGUGCGAAGUUGGCUCCAAAGUGGAGGAGAAGGGCUUCCUGACGAUGUUUGAAGAUGUUAGUGGGUUUGGAGCCUGGCACAGGAGGUGGUGUGUCCUGUCGGGGUACUGCAUCUCCUACUGGACCUACCCAGACGACGAGAGGCGCAAGAAUCCCAUUGGGCGCCUCAACCUGUCCAACUGCACCAGUAAGAAGGUGGAACCGGUCAACAGGGAGUUCUGUGCCAGACCCAACACGUUUGAGCUCAUCACAGUCAGACCCCAAAGAGAGGACGACAAAGAAACACUCGUGAGCCAGUGCCAGAAUACCAUGUGUGUCACCAAAAACUGGCUGAGUGCCGACUCGAAGGACGAGAGGAAUCUGUGGAUGAGCAAACUGAACCAGAUCGUGGUGGAUCUGCGUAUGUGGCAACCGGACUCCUGUUGCGGCCCUCUGUGAUCACUGCACUGUGUCACAGACAGCUCCUCUACCUUCUGGACAAUAUCAGUGACGCAUGCAAUUAUAAAGUGCAAUACAGUUUAUGAAUUGGUCAAUAUUAUAAACAAUCAGACGCGUACGUUAAAGAUCAGAAGAGUGAGUAAAUAAAGCCAUCGAGAUAUUUCAGGACAGUAUUGUGUGCAGGAGUCGGGGUUUUGGCACCAUCUUUGUUUAUAUACAUUUCCAGACUGGUUUCAUAUUCUAAUGUGUUGGGGUAUUUUUUUAUGUUAAUGCCAAUAUUUAGUGUCCUUGACACAAUGCAUGGCUUUAAAUUAUUUGGUUUCAAGGCUGGAAUCAAUGUAUAUAAAUUCUGUUGAAAUCACAGAUACAUACUGAG
Cyclopterus lumpus (lumpfish) is the source of this 4110-nucleotide messenger RNA. It is a transcript of the gene anln, whose product is annotated as anillin, actin binding protein. Gene Ontology annotation, cellular component: actomyosin contractile ring. Bases 165 to 3734 code for a protein of 1189 amino acids. NCBI's taxonomy places the organism in Eukaryota, Metazoa, Chordata, Actinopteri, Perciformes, Cyclopteridae. Gene Ontology annotation, biological process: actomyosin contractile ring assembly; septin ring organization; mitotic cytokinesis. The record is from RefSeq and is a predicted model, not a curated record. The transcript is spliced from 23 exons.